Messenger RNA from Bipolaris sorokiniana ND90Pr, 1816 nucleotides. RefSeq lists its product as uncharacterized. The record is from RefSeq and is a predicted model, not a curated record. Gene Ontology annotation, biological process: fatty acid metabolic process; lipid biosynthetic process. Bases 424 to 1602 code for a protein of 392 amino acids. Lineage: Eukaryota; Fungi; Ascomycota; Dothideomycetes; Pleosporales; Pleosporaceae. The transcript has 3 exons. Gene Ontology annotation, cellular component: endoplasmic reticulum; membrane. Gene Ontology annotation, molecular function: fatty acid 2-hydroxylase activity; heme binding; iron ion binding.
GGACGGACGAGAAGGCCGGCGGUCUCGCCACCAUUAGCUGCCGGUGGUCAGAUCUGCAGGGCGAGUGAUCUCUUGGCUCUCCUGACCAAUUCACUGCCUAGACACAUACAUAUGUAGUACUACAUCCCCAAGUACACACUAUACACGGUACACACCGCCCAGGCCUGGAUACGAUUUUUUCACGGCCCUGUUUGCUCUCCGACCCUAUACAUUCCUUCCUUACGCGUUGGUGUCUUGUGGGAACUUGGCUUCAUCCACAGUACCGAGUCUCCUUUCCCCGCAGACCCUGCGUUAUCUUCGCACGCACGUUGCCUCUCGAGUACACAAACUAUAUCCAUCCGCGCAUCCGCACCACAUUCCUCCAACACGUCGCCCACCGCUCUACGGCCCUGAAGACACGGCUACCUGUCCUCGACCGCCACAAUGCCUGGCCGCACCCUCCCGACCAUUCCGACUGCUGAAGUGCGCGCCCACAACACCGACAAGUCGUGCUAUGUUACAAUUGGCACAAAAGUCUACGAUGUCACAGACUUCCUCGAUGGCCACCCUGGUGGUCCUGAGCUCAUUCUCGAGUAUGCAGGCAAGGACGUCGAGGCUAUCUUGAAAGAUGAAAUCUCCCACGCACAUUCCGACUCGGCAUACGAGAUUCUCGAGGAGAAUCUCGUCGGCUUCAUGGCUACCGAGUCGGUAAUUAAUGGUGCCGUGAAAAGCUCAAAGCCUGCCGACAUCAUCCCCUUGCCUCCUUCGCAAGCUGGCACACAGGAGCUCAAGGCCAUGUCGCAGGAUGGUAAACCGCUGUACGAGGCAACUGGAAUGUCUUCUGAGGAAGACUUGUCAAAAGAGACGGACCCCAACAAAGACUACAAGGAGCAUAAGUUUUUGGACCUCAACAAGCCACUUUUCAUGCAAGUCUGGAAUGGCGGAUUCAACAAGCAAUUCUAUCUCGAGCAAGUCCACCGGCCGCGGCACUACAAAGGCGGCGAUUCCGCCCCACUAUUUGGCAACUUCCUCGAGCCCUUGAGCAAGACGCCCUGGUGGGUUGUUCCCACAAUAUGGUGGCCCUGUGUAGCGUACGGAACAGCAGUGGCUUAUGGCGGGCUACGAUCGGUGCCUGAACUGGCGGGCUACUGGAUCUUUGGCUUGUGUUUCUGGACGAUCAUUGAGUAUGUCCUGCACAGGGGGCUGUUCCACUUGGACGACCACCUUCCAGACAACCGUGUUGCAAUUACCCUCCACUUCAUCCUCCACGGUAUCCACCAUUACCUUCCUAUGGACAAGUACCGCCUUGUAAUGCCCCCUACGUUAUUUACUGCUCUAGCAACGCCAUUCUGGUCUGUCGCGCAUGGUAUCAUCUUCUGGAACUGGCAUGCUGCUGUGGCUGCCUUCUGCGGCGGUGUCUUUGGAUACACAUGUUACGAUAUGACGCACUACUUUCUCCAUCACCAAAAGCUUCCUUCCUACUACCAGCAGCUCAAGAAGUAUCACCUGAAGCACCACUUCGCCGACUACCAAAACGGCUUUGGUGUAACAAGCCGUUUUUGGGACUGGGUAUUUGGCACCGAACUCGACAUGGGACCUACCAAGGUCAUCAAGACUAACUAAUUAUCGAAAUGUGACUACGCAUCAUUACUGUCCCCCUUUGGUUGACACUAUUCAUGAAGACUGGCAUUGGGAGGCGUUGAACAGGUUGCAAGAUCAUUUUGGAUCGCUUACACUACUGGCUGCUGGUACUAUGCUCACGCUACUCUAUCAAGCAGUAUCUAUGUAGAAAUAAUAUUAAUGUUCAAUAAGACCUGUGGUUUUAAUCCGCACAUGC